ACAUAAAUAACACUGUGCCGAGGCAUCCAGUUCGAACCAGUCUUUUGUACCGCCAGAGCACAGCAAAGCCUGAUAACACCCUGGGAAAGUGCCAAUCUUCUCAUCUGUAAGGAACCCGAAUGCACAAAACGAACAGCUAUUGCUGGGGAAGGAAAUCCACUGGCUAGGCAUUGGUAGCGGUGGAUUUACAAAACGCUGUACAAGUGACAAUGGCAAUGACAGAUCAAAAAAGCUUUCAUAUCAACACGCCACUUCAUGAGAGUCUCUCGCUCUCUAAGGUGGCAGGGACAAGAGUCUACAUCAAACUUGACAAUGUGCAGCCAACUGGCUCCUUUAAGAUAAGAGGAAUUGGGCAUUUCUGUAUAAAGGCUGCAGAGAAAGGCUGCAAACAUUUUGUAUGCUCUUCUGGAGGGAAUGCUGGCCUAGCUGCUGCCUUUGCUGCUCAGAAGCUCCAGAUCCCUGCCACCAUUCUGGUUCCGAGUAGCACACCAGCAUUUACUGUUCAGAAAUUGAGAGAUCAUGGAGCCUUUGUGGAAGUGGUCGGUAAGGUUUGGGAUGAUGCUAAUAAGGAAGCAUUAAAACUGUCUGAAAAUGAUGGCUGGGUGUACGUUUCACCUUUCAACCACCCACUGAUUUGGGAAGGGCAUGCCACCGUUGUGAAAGAACUUUGGGAGUCACUACAUUGCAAACCUGGAGCUAUUAUCCUGUCGGUUGGAGGUGGUGGUCUUCUCUGUGGAGUGGUCGAAGGGCUGAAGAAAGUGGGUUGGUGUGAUGUGCCUGUAAUUGCCAUGGAGACUAAAGGUGCAGAGAGUCUGAACGCAGCAGUGAAGGCUGGGAAAUUGGUCACCCUCCCCGAUAUCACAAGUGUAGCUAUAACCCUAGGAGCUAAAACUGUAUGUGAGAAGGCACUUCAGAAUGCGCAGGAGCACGAUAUUCUCCCUGAGGUAAUCAGUGACCAGGAAGCUGUGCAAGCAGUGGAGAGAUUCCUAGAUGAUGAAAGGUUUUUGGUUGAGCCGGCCUGUGGUGCAUCGCUAGCUGCCAUUUACACUGGAACAAUCCAGCGACUGCAGAAAGAAGGACGGUUGGCCCAGGAUCUACAGUCAAUAGUUGUCAUUGUCUGUGGUGGAAGCAGCAUCACAAUGGCACAGCUCAAAGAAUAUAAAAUACUACUUGGACAAAGCUAAACACAAUUGUUUUUUACUGAAUUUAGCACUUCUCUUAUAAACUGUCUUUGUCUGCCAGACAGUAAUCAUGUGAAAUCAAAUGACUGGAAUUGUUGGGGAAUGCCGGGUCCCUGGUGAAUUGAAUGGAUGUGGCGAGCUUCCCAUUUCUUAUCAUUUGUCCAGUCUCUUCUCAACAACAUUUGUGUUUCUUUCAACACUCCUUUUACUUUAACAAUUUCUAGUUUCUCAGCCCUGACUGUAUUCUUUUCACCAUGGUUGUUCAGUCUCUCUAUUCUUCAUCCCCCAACUUAAAUGAAACCCAAUCAGUCUCCAUCUACUCCCAUCCGAACUCACCAGGCUGAACUUGUUCUCAUAUUGAUCGACUUGCUUUUUGCCUCAACUCACUUUCUCCGAAUAAUACAUGGCACCGUGGGAACCCCUGUGGGUCCUAGCUUUAAUUCUUACAUGGGUGCCCACCCCUUGGAUUGAUUGGUUUUCAUUUCAGAGUUAGUCACAUUGUGCUGGAUCUGGAGUCUCAUGUAGGCCAGACCAGGAAAGGACAGCACAUUCCCUUCCCUGAAGGAUAUUAGUGAAUAAGAUAGAUUUUUAUGACAAUUAAUGAUAGUCUCAGAAAUGAUCACCACAAAACUAACUUUCAAUUCCAAAUUUUAUUUAUUGAAUUUACAUUAUGCUUGGGGCAUGGGGGCCAUUUGAAUCCAUGUCUCUAGUGAACUAGCCUGUCUGUCUGGAUUAAGAAUCCAGAAACACUCCCACAAUACCACCAUGUCACCUUCUGUGGUAUGUGCAGUAAGUCCCUUAUUCCAGUCUUAUUCCCUCAUUUAUUUUUCCGUACUUUGAUUUAGCAGUGCUAUUUCCUACUCUUGAAUUGAAACAGAAAGUUUAAUUGACUUUGCUUCCAAUUUUGCGCACUUCCUUUAACUUCCAAUGGUCCACUUGGCUCUUCCCUUCAUUUUCUAAACUUCUGUGUGCUAUUCCUGAAGUAGAUUAUCAACCAAUAUUCUCUUUAUGCCUCCUGACUCUAGCAGACUACAAUUCCUGAAGGAAGACUAUUCCAUUUUCCCACGUUGUCAGUUAUAUUUGUUCUGAUAAUGCCACAUUCCAUGCCAGUGCUGUCUUCACCCUCAAUUUAAAAUUUCAAUUCACCAUGGUUGACGGGACUCCUGACUAUGUCUUUUCCAUUUCCCAACUUUCUGCGCUUGCCCCUUUCCCUUCCCUUAUAGAACGAUUAUGGGAUUGCUGUCAUUUUUCCAUCCCAUCACCCUCCAUGUUCAAUGGAUCACCUUCCCAAUUUUGAUUGCCUGCAGCAUAAUGUCACCACCAAACGUGUCUUUCUUUCCCAUUCGGCAAUCGGAAUUCUUGGUCCUCAAUAUACUAAUCAACUCCUCGAUCACUCUCAACAUUCCCGUGCAAGUGCCAUUUUGUCUCCUCUCUUCAAAUUGUCCAAGCUCCAGAUGCUUCUUCCCGGUGAAACAGUGACAUACUUGCACUUCCAGUUUAUUACACUGUGUUUGCUUCUCAUGAUACAGUCUUCUCUGCAUCACAGAGAUCAAACACUGAUAGGGGACCAUGUUGUGGAAUACCUCUGUUCAGUCCACAGUCACUACCCUGAGCUUCUGGUUGACUGCCACCUUCAUUCUCUGUUCCACUCUCACUUCUUACUUUCUAUUGUUGGCCUCCUGGACUGUUCCAAUGGAACUCAAUGUCAACUUCGGAAACAGCAAUCCCCCUUUCAAUCUAGUACUUUACAGACUUCUGAACUCCACCUUGAUAAUGAAAUUAUUGAACCUAUAAUUUCUGCUUCAACUUUCCUUGAUCCACUUACAUUUUGUCCAGAUCCAACUUUUGUUUCUUUACUUAUUCUGUUACAAUCUCCUUUAAACAUGCACUAUCACCUCUUUGUCAUUUCAUUUUUCUCCCCUUGUACUUUAUCACUGAUCUUCCCUUUCUUCUUUUUUCUCUUACUCCUUUCCCUACAUCAGUACUUGCUUAAAAUCUGUUGCAUCUUUAAAGGUAUUGACCUGAAAUGUUACAUUUCUGUCUGCUGCCUGAUGUUGGGUAUGUCCAGCAUUUUCUGUUUUAAUCUUGGCUGGACUUUAUUCCUAUGUCUUGCAAAGCAGCUUUGAAAUAUUUCAAAGUUUUAUAUCUCAAACCCAUUCUUGACAAAGUGCUCCUUCCCAGUGAUGUUGUCCUGCUUUCUUUGCCAUCACUGCCCGUCCUAAUCUCGCUUGGAUUGGAUCAAGCAGGGCAAGAGGGAAUGUGAAAAACAAUCGGAAUCAUUGUAAUGGAUGAGUGAGAUGGGAAGGACAGAUGGAAAGCAAAGAGCAGGGGGAUGAUGUAAAGGCAACCUUUAGUUAGAUGAUUAAAUAAAUGAAAAUAUGUGUAAUUAUUGUACUGGGAAAAAGUGUUAAGCAAUUAUCUGUGUAAAAAGAAUUAUAAUAACAUUUUUCUUUUGGAAGAUUUGAUGAUUUUUGAUUCUCUCUAAUAUUCAUGUUUAUAUGGUAGCCCUGGGUUUGCAGCUGAAACCGUUGAGCUUUGAAAGCUGUUAAUUAUUUUGCUUGUCAUCAUGGUGAGAUCCAGGCUAUUGGAUUAGUGACAAUCAUAGAAACUUCAAAUGUUAUUUUCAAAUGGCAGUGAAACAUUUCAAAGUUCUAUUCUGUGCGUGCAUGAAGUGAUUCGGUGUGUUCAUUCCUUGGGGCAGUGUUGUAAUCUAAUCCAAUUCGACUCAGCUGGCUGGACAACCACUCAUUCUGGUGGCUACAAAGAGGAAUAAAUAUUGGCAUUUAAUGUCAUUAUAAUGUUCCUGAAA
Rhincodon typus (whale shark) is the source of this 3990-nucleotide messenger RNA. RefSeq names its product serine dehydratase-like (gene sdsl). The record is from RefSeq and is a predicted model, not a curated record. Gene Ontology annotation, biological process: L-threonine catabolic process; L-serine catabolic process. NCBI's taxonomy places the organism in Eukaryota, Metazoa, Chordata, Chondrichthyes, Orectolobiformes, Rhincodontidae. Gene Ontology annotation, molecular function: threonine deaminase activity; pyridoxal phosphate binding; L-serine ammonia-lyase activity. The coding region runs from base 210 to 1184 and encodes 324 amino acids. The transcript has 8 exons.